AUGGGAUUUCACAAUUCCAAUAAUGAAUUUGACAACACUGACCACCUCAUGCUUACUAGAAAGUCCAGUUCAGGUCGCCAAAAGAUCCCAAUUGAGAAAAUACCAAAGAAAAGGCAUCUUCAAGUCACCUUCUCAAAGCGUCAUUCUGGACUCUUCAAGAAAGCCAGUGAGCUUUGCACGCUCUGUGGUGUUGAAAUCGCCAUCAUCGUUUUCUCUCCGGCCGACAAGGCCUUCUCCUUCGGCCAUCCGGAAGUGGAAUCCAUCGUCGAUCGUUAUAUCAGUCCAAACCCCACGUCAGAAUCCGGCGCUCACCCUCUAGUGGAGGCUCGCCGGAAUGCAAACGUCCGGGAGCUCAACAUGCAGCUUACACAGCUUCUAGGGCAACUGGAAAUGGAGAGGAAGCGAGGAGAAGAACUGGACCAGGUGAGGAAGGCGAGGCAGAGACAGUUCUGGUGGGAAAACCCUAUUCAAGAAUUAGGGUCUAAUGAGUCCCCGUUUUGA
Messenger RNA from Neltuma alba, 501 nucleotides. RefSeq names its product agamous-like MADS-box protein AGL61. The transcript has 2 exons. The record is from RefSeq and is a predicted model, not a curated record. The coding region runs from base 1 to 501 and encodes 166 amino acids. NCBI's taxonomy places the organism in Eukaryota, Viridiplantae, Streptophyta, Magnoliopsida, Fabales, Fabaceae. Gene Ontology annotation, biological process: positive regulation of transcription by RNA polymerase II. Gene Ontology annotation, molecular function: RNA polymerase II cis-regulatory region sequence-specific DNA binding; DNA-binding transcription factor activity, RNA polymerase II-specific; protein dimerization activity.